UUUUUUUUUUUUGACUUGGGGGAGUUGGUGAGGGGGAGCAGUGAGGUUUGAACCUGGGACCUUACUGUUCACACAGGAGGUCGCACCGCUUGGUGUCCCCUUAGGGGACUAAUAUUUAGUUAUCUUAAUUCCAAAUAGUGUUAACGAGAGAAAUUUCUUUGGGUAUAUAGUAUUUUUCGGUAGUAAUAACUUCAAAUUCCAACCUGGUAUUACAACAUAUUACAAUCAAAAUCUCAUUUAAAUAUGCAAUUGACCUUACAAUCAGUAACACUGGCUGAGAAAACAAUGUUAAGCAAUUUAACUUAACAAGAAUGAUAAACCAAUAAUUAGUAGAGUUUGUAAGGUUUAUGUGUCGUUGCUAAGUAGUCGAUGAAAGCAAACUCGAUAGGGGAAUUAAAUGCACUGUUUAGGCAGCACGCCCAUCCAAAUUGAAUUAAAAUAUUCCAAUUAGAGUGACGUUUUGUUAAUUUAGGUAAAUUACAAAAACCGGAAAUGGAUUAACCUCACAAAUCAGGAAACUUGACUUGCAUUAAUAAUCCACACCACAAAUAUCUUACCUGUUUGUCUUUGUUUUGGUGGAAUGUGGCGACACGCGCGGAACGGCGCUUUGAACUAAAUGAAGAGAUUCUUAGGCCAAGGGGCAAUAACCAAACUCCAAAUCAAAGUGCCUAUGCCCCUCAUCAAUCAUUGCAAUUCUAUGUGAACUUCAAAUGCCAAUAUGUGGUACAACUAAUAUACAAUUACUACAUUUUGUUCCAUUGCCUUUAACACCCCUCUAAUAAAUAUCUUAUUUGCAAAAUGAUUUUUAUUUUCAAUUAAGUGUCUUAUUUCAGUACUAUUUUUACAAUAAAAUAAUGUAGUAAUUUCUUUUUGUCAUUUUACCCUUAUCAUCAUUACAAAAAUUAUAUUUUUUUUCAAUUUUCCAUGCCAUGAUUAAUGAUAAAAAGAGUAAAAGUACCCUCCUCCUUGAUAUGUUUGUGUUGACAGUAGGAACACUUAUUCAAAGAUGAGAAGUAAUUCUCUAUAUUUUAUACAUGAGAAUUUUAAAUAUUGUUAGUACAAGCAUAACGAAAAAUAAAAAAUAAAAAAUUAGAACAUACACAAUUUAAAUAUUAAAAGAAAUAAAGAGUAAAAUUAAGAUAGAUUAACAGUAAAUUGCAAUGAUUUUGUAAUGUACAUGACAAAUGCACCCAUCCCUUGAGUCUCAAUAGUCACAAACACAAGUGGUCCUCUUCCAUUAAUUCAUUGCUACCCACCAUUCUUAUCCUGCACCCACUCUUAUUCCUCCCCCUCUCCUUAUCCCUGCAACUCCCACUCUCCUCCAUCUCCAUGUCCAACAAUUCUUGAGCUCUCAACAUAUACAUAUCCACAUGUCGGGAACAAGUAGAGGUUGGUGGAGCAGGGAAGAAGAAAAGGCAUUUGAGAAUGGCAUUGCGAUGCACUGGAACGAGGAAUGCAGGGAGCAGAGCUGGACCAAGAUUGCUUCAAUGGUUCCCACCAAAAGCAUUCUUGAAUUGAAGCAUCACUACCUGCUUCUGCUUGAAGAUGUAGCCGCCAUUGAAGCUGGGAAUGUGCCAUUGCCUAGUUACAAUAUCACCACCUCUUCUUUGCUCUCCACCACUACUUAUAAUCAUCCUAAAGAUAAGCCUUUUUCUAACUCUACUUUCUCCUCCCACGACUCCGUCACCGCUCAGCCUCCUGCCGCCGCCAAGGCUGGCGGAGGCUCCAGCCGCUCCGACCAAGAGCGCCGCAAGGGGAUUCCCUGGACCGAAGAGGAGCACAGGUUAUUUUUACUGGGAUUGGACAAGUUUGGGAAAGGGGAUUGGAGGAGCAUUUCAAGAAACUUUGUGAUUUCAAGAACUCCAACACAAGUGGCAAGCCAUGCUCAGAAGUAUUUCAUCCGUUUGAACUCCAUGAACAGGGAUAGGAGGAGGUCCAGCAUCCACGACAUCACCAGCGUCAACGGUGAAAUCCCCUCGUCCGCCCACAUGCCGCCGCUCAUAACCGGCCAGCACGUCCAUCCCCCGCCUCCAGCCGCUCCACCUGCAAUGAAGCAUCAUCAUAGGCCAAACAUGCAUGGAUUAGGCAUGUACGGGGGCGCGCCGGUGGGGCAGCCAGUGGCCGUUCCUCCCGGCCGUCACAUCGCAUCUGCAGUCGGCACUCCCGUAAUGAUGCCUCCGGGGCAUCACCACCACCACCACCACCAUCACCCUCCUUACGUUCUUCCGGUCGGCUGUCCCAUGCCGCCACCGCCAGCCAGCCGCCCAUGAAUUAAUGGCUAAGAAAAACCUAAACAACUGUUGAGGCCUAACUUGUAGAGCACACGAUUUUACCCCAGUUGCUUAAAAAAGCAUACGAGGCUCGAGAGAUACUAACAAUAGAGGCUCUUACCAAAGGGGAAAGUGUACGUAGAAUAAUAUUCUCUUCACAUUCUUUUUAUCUGUAAAUAACAGAUCUCCCUUGCCCUAAUAAUUGCAAAAUCCAUGAAAUUGCGUUUGGAUUGAA
Messenger RNA from Salvia miltiorrhiza (redroot sage), 2505 nucleotides. Its product is annotated as transcription factor MYBS1. Gene Ontology annotation, molecular function: DNA binding. The record is from RefSeq and is a predicted model, not a curated record. The transcript is spliced from 2 exons. Bases 1371 to 2270 code for a protein of 299 amino acids. Lineage: Eukaryota; Viridiplantae; Streptophyta; Magnoliopsida; Lamiales; Lamiaceae.